UUUUCAACGAAUUCACUAUAUAUACUGCAGAAGUAUUUCGUUCAUACUCACACACUCACUAAGUUUCUAUCACUACACAGCUUAAUGGAGUUUCAAAAUCUGUCUGUUUUAGCUCUCUUUUUUUUGGCUUUGGUUGGAAUCAAUGGAUCUAAAUCAGGAGAAGAAUAUUGGAAAUCUGUUUGGCCAAACACUACUAUGCCUAAGGCACUUUCAGAUUUGUUACCAUCCGAUAUAGAAACCAGUAUGCCUAUCAAAAGUCAUGAAGAGAAUCAAUAUUGGACUAUUUUUUUUGAACAUGAUCUAUAUCCUGGAAAAAAAAUGAACUUAGGUAUUCAAAAACCUUCUGAAUCUAGUGAGUAUGAUAAAAAAGAAACUUCAAAAGCAAGUCAUCCUUUUGGAUUUUGGGCAUGGUCUAGAAAAGAAACUGAAAAAGAAAAUCAACCUUUUGGAUUUUGGGCAUGGUCUAGAAAAGAAACCGAAAAAGAAAAUCAACCUUUUGGAUUUUGGAUAUGGCAAAGAAAAGAAAGUGAAAAAGAAAAUCAACCUUUUGGAUUUUGGAUAUGGCAAAGAAAAGAAACUGAAAAGGAAAAUCAACCUUUUGGAUUUUGGAUAUGGCAAAGAAAAGAAACUGAAAAGAAAAAUCAACCUUUUGGAUUUUGGGCAUGGUCUAAAAAAGAAUCUGAAGAACAAAACCAACCAUUUGGAUUUUGGGCGUGGUCUAGAAAAGAAUCUGAAAAAGAAAAUCAACCAUUUGGAUUUUGGGCGUGGUCUAGAAAAGCAAAUCAACCUUUUGUAAGAGAUACACAAAAAGAAAGUCAACAUUCUGUAGCACUCACAUCAGAUGAAAAAGAAGCUCACAUGAUUAACGAAUAUUGUAGAAAUCCAUCAGCAAUAGGAGAAGACAAAUAUUGUGCAUUAUCACUAGAGUCAAUGGUGGAUUUUGUCAUUUCAAAGCUUGGAAAGAAUAUCAAAGUGAUGUCAAGUUCCUUAGGUCAAAAUCAAGAAAACUAUGUAGUGGAAGAAGUAAAUAAAAUUGGAGACAAAGCAGUAAUGUGUCAUAGGUUGAAUUUUAAAAAAGUUGUAUUUUAUUGCCACGAAGUCAAUGCGACAACAACUUACAUGGUCCCAUUGGUGGCCCCUGAUGGAACUAAAUCAAAAGCUCUUACUAUUUGCCACCAUGACACUAGAGGUAUGAAUGCUAACAUGUUGAAGGAGGUUCUCAAUGUUAAGCCAGGAACUGUCCCUGUUUGCCAUUUUAUCGGCAAUAAGGCUAUUGCUUGGGUACCUGAUAUGAGUGAGCCUAGUGACCAUCCUUGUGCCAUCUAGCUGAUUUGCACAUUGAUUAGAAUCUCAUAUUUGGACUUCUUUCUAAAGUUUUAUCUAGGAAUAAAUAGGAUGUGAAAAUAUCAUAUCAUAUCAUAUGUAUCUGUAGUAUUAUUAAAAAUUCUAAAUAAAACCCGUCCAAAAUUAUUUAGAA
This is a messenger RNA of Vicia villosa (hairy vetch), 1477 nucleotides long. RefSeq lists its product with no specific name. The coding region runs from base 85 to 1326 and encodes 413 amino acids. NCBI's taxonomy places the organism in Eukaryota, Viridiplantae, Streptophyta, Magnoliopsida, Fabales, Fabaceae. The record is from RefSeq and is a predicted model, not a curated record. The transcript has 3 exons.